Molecule: messenger RNA, 2391 nt
Organism: Eriocheir sinensis (Chinese mitten crab)
Lineage: Eukaryota; Metazoa; Arthropoda; Malacostraca; Decapoda; Varunidae
Exons: 3
Coding region: 146-760 (204 amino acids)
Source: RefSeq, a predicted model, not a curated record
CGGCGAUAAGUCACAGCUAAGUCACAGAAGCGCCCAUAUCAACAAUGCUGCGUCUCCUCCUCAUGUCGUGCCUCCUCGGCAUGGCCCUCGCCGCCACGCAGUUGAUGUAAGGGGCGGAAGCUUCUGAGAAUACCAACCCACAUCAAUGCAUGAACAACCAACACCACAACAACAACCACCCCCCUUGCUGGCACAGGGUUACGGAGCCGCCAAAGUGGAAUCCGAGAGCGCUUGUUUCGUGCGGGAGCUGGACACGACGCUGGAGGAAAAAGUGGAGCAGCUCGUCAGGCAAGGAAACUACACCAUCACGGAGUCCGCCAGCACAACGGCGACUCCCCUGGACGACGACGGGCACAGCGACGUCGGCGAGCGUGUCCUGGAGUUCUGCGACGACCUUCCUGUCUACCAGAUGAUCUUCAAUGACGACGAGGCAGCAGCAGCCCUCCGCGAUGACUCUUCUAGCGAGGACGGUGAUGAAAACUCCGGCAGUGGAAGCGGAGGUAAUGAGUCGAGUACUGGCAGUGGAAAUAGCAGUGGAAGUGAUGAAUCCGGCAGUGGCAGUGAUGAAGAAGACCUCGCACUAGAUCCUACCGUCCCGGCCCUCAGAGAUUCCAGAGAGGAGACAGGCAUCGAGGCGUCCCCAGCUCACCGCCAAGUAUCUGUGACCUACAAGAGAUGCAACAUUUUCGCCUUCUUCUAUUGCGUCACGACCACCCUCACCGUCACCACAGGGUUUACCUACUUCUGGGUCUUCGGGUGAGCCGCCCCGUGACAACCCCCUCCGCUGCCUGACUCACCUGAUAACGACCUAACCAUCACUAUAAUUAUGUUUGCUUUUUCUUCUUUAUACAGUUCCGAUGAUGUGCGUGAAGUAUACUCAAUAAAUGUAACAAAAAAUAUAGUUGUUUCCUAUGCACUCCUUUUUUUUCCGUCCGUACCUCGCUACUUAUUCGUUUGGCUUUUUUUUUCUUUCUUUUUUUUAGUCCCCAUGAUGUGCGCAAAAUAUAAUCAAUAAAUGCAACAAAAAGUGAAAUUUGUUCCUUAUGCACUCGUUUCCUACGUCUGUAUCACGCUCAACAAAAUGUGGGUCACGCUUCACUACAGGUAUAUAUACAUUUUUUUAGGUGCUGCCUGUAGCGCCAGUUGGCUCUCUUGAGGGACCUCUUGGACGAGACUAGCCCAGUUGUGGCGAGGGCGAAUUUUAUUUAUAGCAAGACCAGUCACUCGGUCACUACUACGAAACACCAACCAGACGGCAGGAGGCGCACAACUCCUAGGAACCUAUUCUUAAACAUUUUGUCGUCCAAGUUCAUAUAUUUGACAAGGCUUUCGUAGGAGUUUCGGGCAUAUCCAGUGGUAGUUUAAUGACCCUGGUGGUAAUCUGAGCCUUCCUCUGUACCGUGAACCUAAAGAAACACUCAUUAGAACCUGAUUGACCUCCUCUUUGACCUUUAGAAAUAGCUGAUAUGAAAAGCGGAAAUGUCUUAUAAUACCGACCUUAGUACCGUGAACAGAAGCAAACCAGCAGCUAGGGGAAGGCGUGCACACAGAGGUAGGAGGAAAAAAAUAAUAUAUAUCCGAAUGAAAGAGAGGAAGAGGAAGAGAGAGACUUCGACAAUCUUCACAGUCAAUCACAUAACAUAUUCAGGGUGAUGCUAAAGACUGUCGGAAUGGAGUCAGAUCUAUUCUCAAAGCCUUCAAUCACAGUGGGGCUCGAUGCAGAUCGUCAGCCGCCAGACCCGUCCUGGAGUCAGAGCGUCAGCCAGGUCAGGGGUGCGGCAAACCUUCCAGAGUUCAGACAAGACCGGUCAGUCAGCUCCGUGCGAUAGAGUCAGCUGGUCGCCUGUCAGUAGGAAGAAAGGGGAGGGGCGAGGGUAUGGUGAUGGGAGAGAAGACAUGUGGGAAGAGGAGGAGGAGGAGGGAGGAGUAGGGAGAGGAGAAGGAGGACUGAUGGUGAGGGCAUGGAAGCGAAAGGGGAUGAUGAGAAAGGAAAAAGAGGCAUGAAAGAAGAGGAGGAGGAGGAGGAAAGAUGAGGGAAACGGAGGAGACAGAGGAUGCCGGGGAAGAAGAAGACGCGAAUAAGGGGAGGGAAAAAUAAGAGAAAGAUGAAGAAUGAGUAACAGAAUGAGAACGAGGAGGAGGAAGAAGAAAACGAAGAGAGGAGACGAUAGGGUUAACAGAAGACAAAAUGGAGAAGGUGGAGGAAUAAAGAAGAAGGGAGAGGGAAAGGGAGGAGCAGAGGAGAGAGGGUUUGCGCGGAUAAUGGCACAGAAGAGAAAGGAGGAAGAGGAGGAGAAAGAGGGUUGGUUGGGGGGGGAAGAGGAGGAGGAAUAUCAGAGGAGAGACGCAACGAGAAUGGAGGGAGAAUAUUUAUAUAGAUUGGGAGGAAAG